CACAUGCAAUUGGAGCAGGCAGCAAGGACGGACCAUGCUCAGCAGAGAAGAGGACUCAAAACUUGAUGCUAGGAAGGGAUAAGCAUAUCAAGAGGACAAAUACGACUGUGAAAUAGUUACACUGGAAGCAUACAACAUGCUACUUUUCUGGAUUCAAUUUGUUGUUUUUAGAUGACUUUUGCUUUUUGCUUUUUUAUUCAUUUUCUUGAUGAGUCAUCAUUAUUGGAAGUUGACAACCAGGUCACAAAACCGAUGAAUCUCUGAGAUGGAGAUUUCUUGCAGCAUGAUGGACUAUGAUGGCUGAUAUGGGAUUAUUCAUGGAAUAUUUUAUGGAAUAACAGAACUGGUUGCAGAAGGUACAAUGGACUGAUCAUUUCUAUUCAUGACUAUAUACACUGGGCAUCAUCUAUUUUUCCAGACUCUUUAAACUUAAACAAGUAACAUUCGAUCUCUAUAAAAUAUACAGUUUUGUGCAACAAAAAGAAUGAAACAUUCGGAUUAUCUGGGAGCUGACCAAUCCUGGGCAUGCUUCACCCGCCACUUGGCCACCCCUCGACUUCGCCUUAACACGCUUGACUUCUCCGACCUGUGGGACGACGAGGACAUUGGACUGGACGCCCACAACGAGGACAGUGACAACGCCUUCGCAUCAACGUCAUCGUGGUCGGACGGCAGUUUGCCUCCGACGCCCCCCGUACCUCCACCUCUGCCACCCUGCGCUCCUCCUCUCCCACCUGGCUUUGCCUCCCCGUCCCACGGGCCGACAGGUGGAAGUGGUGAUGGUGGUAAUGGUAGUGCUGGUGGAGGUGGUAGUCGUACCCUGAAGCUCCAUUGGAGGGAGCUGCAGAGCCUUCCUCCGGUGCCCAGGGUGUGCCGGUUUGGGCAGCAGAGCAUCUGGGCGGGGCUGGAACCUGUCAGGCUGGACACCAACCGGCUGGAGUUCCUGUUUGAGAGUAAGAGUCGCGGGGCUACCAACGGAGCACUCCGCAGCUUAAUGAUGGGACGACAGAAGCAGCCGUGUGUGUCGGUGCUGGGGGUGAAGAGGAGCAACAUCAUCACCAUAGCUCUGAGCAGCCUGCCCCCUCCUCACCUGCUGCCCCCAGCCAUAUAUAGCAUGGACUGCUGCGUAUUGGACCGGGAGGAUGUGCAGAAACUCCAGGCUCUGGUUCCAACUGACGAGGAGUUGAAGCUGAUCAAGGAGGCCAAGGCCCAGAGCCCUCGCUGUCCUCUGGCCCCAGCUGAGCAUUGCUUGCAGACUCUGGGGGGCAUCUCGCACUUGAGCCCCAGGCUUCAACUUUGGGCCUUCGCUCUGGACUAUGACACACUGGAGCGGGAAAUCGCAGAGCCUCUCUUUCAUCUCAAGCUCGCCAUGGAACAGCUGGCAGCCAAUGAGACGUUCCGAUGUAUCCUGGCAACAGUGCUGGCAAUAGGCAACUUUUUAAAUGGCUGCAAGGCGCGAGGCUUCGAGCUGAGCUACCUGGCCAAGCUGUCUCAGGUGAGGGACACCCAUGGCCGGCAGCCAUUACUGCAUCACGUGUGCCUGCUGCUGCUGCAGGUCUACCCACAAUGCACUGACCUCUAUUCUGACAUCACCGCCGUCUCCCGCGCCAGCAAGUGUGAUUACACCCAGGUGCAGGCCAACCUGAGCCAGCUGGAGGCCCAUUGCAAAGCAUCAUGGGAGCAGCUGAAGCUGCUGGAGAAGGAUGGUGACAAGAAGGCCAAGGGAAGGGCCAGUAAUGGCGGCACUGGUGGCAAUGGGGGCAAUGGAGGCCGUGCUGGUAACACUGGGUGUAAUGGGUCUGGAAAGGAGGGCUCUCUGAGACACAAACUCCCUGAGUUUCUGAAGGAGUGUGAGGAACGACUGAAGGUGCUCCGGGCCGUCCACAGGCGCGUCAUCAACAGGUUUCAUGCGUUCCUGUUGUUUUUGGGUUACUCCCGCUCGGUGGUGAGAGAGACCAGUGCGGAGACCUUCUGCAAGACCGUGAGCGACUUUGCCUUGGAAUACCGGACGACACGCCAAGGCAUCCUGCAGCAGAGAGAAAGGGAAAAAGAAAAAGAGAAAGAACAUGACAUGGGCAUAGAAGGAGAAAAGAAAGGAGGCAGUCGUACCCCUCAGUCCAAACCAAAGCAGCGGACGCAAACGCAACCUCAGGAGUACCUUGAGCAGUUUAAACUGGAGGAGCUAUUGAGAACCCCAGAGUCCUCCAUUAAAAGACUGGACUUCAUGAUGCCGAGGCAACGCAGCAGGACGCCAGACAGAAGAAAUUUACUUACACGGAAGCUGAAAUGGUGAUGGUGGCUAGUACGAGCUUCUCAGCAACUGUGUGUUGUCAAAGUGUUGCCAACCAAAGACAAAGGAGAAUAGACCUAAGACUAGGCCUAGUGUGUUUCUUUGUUGAAAAGGAAAAAUAAUGAAUGUGUUUCUGUUUGAUGUUAGUUUUAUCAUUUUAGCAGCUAAUUAAUGAAACACUAGUGAGUUUAAAACUGAGAGGUGCUAUAAAAUAAAUAACAGUGGAACCGUUUCAUGUAUUAUUUUUUCCACAAGUACGUCAGAUCAGAUGCCUGUGGUGGUUUUGAUGUAGCCUACUGUCAUUACCCGAGCCAGAUUUCUGUAGCCCAUGUGUGGGGAACCUAUGUCGAGGGCCGUUUGCGGCCCUUAAGGGUGUUUUAUCCGGCCCCCGAUAUAAUUUGAAUGUUAUGCAGCUUCACAUGAAAUAUAUGUUGUACAGGAAUCUUAGAAAAUAAAUUUGCAAUACAAUUACGUUAUAGCCUAGGCUAUUCAGGGGACCUAAAGAAGGUGGGGACUGUUUCAGAGGUGGCUGCCUUCAAUAUAGUCCUAAAGUGCAGGGGGAAAUCCUGGUUUGUGUCCAAUAGGCCACGGUCAUUGGAGGCAUAGACAUAGGCUAUGUCUCAAAUCACGCACUUGUGUACUUCGGGCAGUUUUUCAGUGCCUAGGGCGCUCACGCUGAAAAUUUCUGUUGAGCCAGUGCACUGAAAGUGCCAGGAUGAUUAACAAUGACGGAAAAAUGCAGUGCUUGAAUGAUGGACACUGCACACACUAAACAGCGGCCAUGCUGACAAUGACAGGGAGGAAAUGUGGCAUUCAGUUCAGUAGAAGAGUUUGGUCAACAGUCUCCUAAUUCUGUAAGUAAUGUUGAUGGGACACCAACCUUUCCAUACCAACCAAAGUAUUGUAUGUGUGAUUGUUGUCCUUUGGGGUGAAGUAAAUGGAAAUACAAGCACCAGACGCUGUGCAUUGUAAACAAUAACCUAGUCAUAUUUUGGCGAGCUAAUGUCAUGCUCAGCCGUCAAUUCCAGCGAGGGCACAGUGCAUAGUGCUCAAAUUUGAGACUAUGCCACAGAUUCUGUAAGAGACGGGCUGUGACUAUGCCUAGUUAGCCUAGUCUAUGUCUAUAUGUGGGUCAUUUCAGAAUUGUGGGUACAUUUCAGGUUUUGACAAAAGUAAAAUAAAAUGUUUUAUUUCUGUGAAACUUUUUAUCAAUUCUCAAAGAAAAUACUUUAAAUUGUACACUUCCAGUAUCUGCCAAGCUUAAACAUGUAUGAUUUUUAUUAUUUUAUCUAAAAAUCAGAGAACUAUGGGUGCAUUCUGUCAACUCUGUUACGGGCAAAUUAGGGUAAAUAUCAACUAAAUGCAAUAGCCUACAUGUUAAAAUAAUGUGUUCCCUGACAGAGUAUUUGUCCAUAUAUCCAUUUAUUUAACUUUGAGUUUUCUAUGAUACAUAUUCUUUUCUCAGGAGUUAAAACAUUGAGACGUUUCACUGAAAAGUUGCCAAGAGUGUUUACAUUUUCUCCAUAAAUAGCUUUAAAAUCAGUUUAAUGCUUUGCAAUUAUAUGUAAUGGGUUAGUUAGUUAUGGUACUGCUGCUGGUGUAUGUAUUAACAAGAAAACAUAUUUAUUUAUCUGUGUUUAAGUAAAAACAAACAACUUUUGUAACAGA
Molecule: messenger RNA, 3958 nt
Organism: Engraulis encrasicolus (European anchovy)
Lineage: Eukaryota; Metazoa; Chordata; Actinopteri; Clupeiformes; Engraulidae
Product: FH1/FH2 domain-containing protein 1
Exons: 12
Coding region: 485-2293 (602 amino acids)
Biological process (GO): cortical actin cytoskeleton organization
Cellular component (GO): cytoplasm; cytoskeleton
Molecular function (GO): actin filament binding
Source: RefSeq, a predicted model, not a curated record